GCGCUGAGUGUGAGAGAAGAGAAGAGAAGAGAAGAGCAGGUACAUCUUCAUCUCAUUCAUCAGAAUCGAAGUCCAACUGUAGCAAUAGGAAACUGUGAGCAAUGAAGAUGCUGGUUUUACUGAUGGGCAUUUUAGCUGUAACUUAUGCCACAGACCCAAAGUUAAACUUUACAAGUAAUUUUCCCAGAUCCUGUCCGCUAAAGAAUUUUUCUGACUGGUACGUGGUUGGGUCAUACUGCGUCAAGUAUUUUGGACAACCGCAGCUGAACUUCUCUGAGGCUGAGUUCUUUUGUCGGAAAACUGUGAUAGGUGGCCACAUGGUCUCCGUUCACAGUGAAGAAGCCAACAGUCAAAUACUCGUCUUGACUAUGAAGUUUAAUGCCAGCAAUCCACGCAUUUGGAUGGGAGGCCUGGAACUGUUUAGAACUAACAGGUUUAUUUGGACUGAUGGCUCCGAUUGGAAUUAUGAUGCUUGGGUUCCUGGUCAGCCUGACAAUACUGCUAAUAUUGAAGACUGUGUGGAGAUGAACUGGAAAGCAAACGGGAAGUGGAAUGAUGGCAAAUGCAACUUGGAGAAGCCCUUCAUCUGUGCAUUCAAAAACAGAGUAUAAGAAUUAAAGAGGAAGAUGGACGAAUGUAGAAGAACGCAUGCAUCGCUUUUGGCUUUUAGUGCAGGAGUUUGAUCAUUGCUGGAGUUUAGUGUGUCUGUGGAUGAUGUUCAGAUGAAGAUCACCCAUGAGGCACUGUUUUUCUUAUUGUCAAUAAAUUGUUUGUUGAGGAAAGGGAUGAACUAUAUGACGCUUGCACAUAAUUCUGGAAAGUGAUCAUGCACAAUAAAUUAAGAAACUACGAGAUGCUGCCGCAACUUUUGCCAAUCGAUCGGCCCUUUCAAGUUAAUGAAGACCGUGCCAGCAUCCAUGUGCAAAAUGAAUAAGGAGAUGAAGGUUAUUCUUACGCUGAAAAAAAAUUGAAAAGAAGGUUAGAGGCCACAAUGUUUGAUUGGUGCAUCCAUCAUCAUGGCGAAGGUUGUACAGCUCAAAUGUCGCUUCUCUAACAAAUCUUGUCUACAUGUAGUAAAAAACAUAACAAACAUCAAAGAAUCAAACUAGAAUGCAAUGAAGUUCAUCAACAAAAUAAACCUAACAUAUGUAUUCACCUCAACUUGUAUUAACUGCUGAUCCACAGGCCUGACACCAGGGAUGAAUGUUCUGAUGAAAUUAAAAAAAUAUACAUUUUUUUUAGAACAAAACUCAAAAUUUCAUUAAUCUGCUUUGCCUUUCUUAAAAACAAAAUAAAAGUCUUUGAAAACAU
Erpetoichthys calabaricus (reedfish) is the source of this 1311-nucleotide messenger RNA. Its product is annotated as lectin-like. The coding region runs from base 102 to 611 and encodes 169 amino acids. The record is from RefSeq and is a predicted model, not a curated record. Lineage: Eukaryota; Metazoa; Chordata; Cladistia; Polypteriformes; Polypteridae. The transcript has 6 exons. Gene Ontology annotation, molecular function: signaling receptor activity.